GAUGUUUUUAUACGUCCCUGAACCGUGAAGAGAUAGAUGUUUUGUUAAUGAUGUAGUAAAAAUAAGAAUAUUGGUGCUAACAGAUCGACAACUGCGUUACUUUUGGUUGACAACACGGACUACGUGAUAUGGCGGAACAACAUCGAGUGCGCUGUUCGCGUUUUCCUUUUUGAGAAAGUGUUCAGAGUUUUGGAAAUAGAGGAGGAGGGUGAACCAAACUGAACCUGGGUUGAAGGGUCUUGGGGGCAGCAUCACUUUCGAAAGUUUGUCUUGGUUAUUUCCUGGAGUCUCUAAACCACCAACUGACCUGGUUUGUUUACAUUUUGUGGCCCAGGCGUGUAUGCAUUUUUAGCAGUCCUUUACAAGGCAACGUGACAAGACUCCAGCUUGUUUGGCUGGUGUUUAGAGGCUCGGUCUAGUAAAUAGAAUGUUACCGAGCCGGGUCGGAUCGGCACCAUCUGGAAACGGAUCAGCUUCAGGCAGAGGUACUACAGGGCACGGUUCGGGGGUUGUCGGCAGCGGGAUCCGUCCCGUUUUGAUCAGAGCAGGGCAAGCUUUACCGGGGGUCAGCGAGAGCGCCGGUGCUGCCGGGCGACAGGGGGAAAGAGACGCCGUUGGGAUGCUGGGAGCUAAUGGUCCAGGGGGUCCGAGAGGUGCGAGACCGGGGAACGGGACUGGGGUGACCCUUCUACAGACCGCCGUUCAGGGUAACAUGGUGGGGUUAAACACCGAAGUUGUACUGUCUCAUGGAAGCAGGUUCGAUCCGGACAGAGAAUGUGCUCCUCUGUGCAGCGGCUCGGAUAAUGACUCGGACUCUGGAGAUGACGAUGACCCAGUGGGCUCACUCGGAGACAGCAGGAGAGGAGUGAAGCGGGAGAGAGAGAUGGAAGCUGCGGUGACGGGGCAGGAGGUAGGGGUAGCUCCCGGAGGUUACGGCAUGGUGCCCGGAGGGGUCGCCGGGGCAAAACCGGGGAAGAAAACACGUGGGCGCGUAAAGAUAAAGAUGGAAUUUAUUGACAACAAGUUGAGACGUUACACCACGUUCAGCAAGAGGAAGACGGGUAUUAUGAAAAAGGCAUACGAACUCUCCACCCUGACAGGAACCCAGGUUUUGCUGCUUGUUGCCAGUGAAACGGGCCACGUCUACACUUUUGCUACUCGCAAACUCCAACCCAUGAUCACAAGCGAAACGGGCAAAGCCCUGAUCCAAACAUGCCUCAACUCGCCAGACUCGCCACCACGCUCUGACCCCUCCAUGGACCAGCGAAUGAGCGCCACGGGCUUUGAGGAGACAGACCUCACCUACCAGGUGUCGGAGUCGGAGAGCAUGGGCGACACAAAGGAUACACUGAAGCCAACUUUCACAGUCGCCAGCCUACCAGGCACUACCAGCAGCGCCCAGUCCACAGUACCCACCACCUCCACCACCAUGCAGGUGAGCAGUGGACCUUCGUUUCCAAUCACCAACUACCUGGCGCCUGUCUCGGCCAGCAGCAAUGUCAGCGCCAACGGUACCGUCCUCAAGACCGCCGGCGCCUCCACGGGGGUCAUGCAGCUGCCCAGCGGCUUCACUUUCAUGCCUGCAGGCACCCCUCUCCCCCCUGGCACCCCCACCAUUCCUCUGAGCCAGCUGCAGCAGCACUCCCUGGCCCUCCAGGGGCAGCAUGGUCAGUCCCUGACCGCCGCCUCACAGCCACAGCAGGGACAGCAGGCUGUCUUCCGCUUCCCUGCUGCUGUCUCCCUCACAGGAGCGGGAGUCCCCCAGCAGCUCCAGGCUAUCCAGGUUCACCCCAACACUCAGCCCACCUCCAACAGUGACAGCAGCCCAGAGAUCUCCCACACCCCCACAAAUUCCACCGCAACAGUGAGUCUCCCAGCAACCAUCGUCACCUCGUCAGUGCCAACAUCUGUGGCGGGUCACAUGAUGUACCCGAGCCCCCACACAGUGAUGUACGCCUCCACGCCGGCUCUGGCCGACGGGGGGUUGGCUGUGCUCAACGCCUUCUCCCAGGGCACCACGGCCAUGCAGGUGUCCCACGCACAGGCCCAAGACACAGGUGCUGUCCCUCAGGUGUUCCUCACAGGACCUCCAGGCACGGUGCAGAUCCCCGUCUCAGCGGUGCAGCUACACCCAGUACGGCAAGAUCUGCAUUUUACAAAUGGUGAUUGGCCAGCAGUCGAGCGGCAGCAGCAGUAACCUGACGGAGCUCCAGGUGGUCAACCUGGAUGCGACACAGAACUCGAAGAGUGACUGACAGACGGCUGGAGCUGUUUAACAUGGCAGACCCAGGGACACAGACAGACAGACUGACAUCUCUAUUUAUUGAUGCCUUCCAACAGAGUUUCACAUCACACUUCAGAAUGUGACUUUAAAGUACAUAUAUACACACACACACACACAAUCAAAGGGCAUAUGUGUGGCUGACCCUUACACAGUAUACAGUAUGUUUUGGUAUACAAAUAUAUAUAUAUUCGCAGAUGUAUAAGAAAUAUAUCCCUACACCCAUCAUCGGAAGCUAUUUUCUAUGCUGUUAGAUGGUGUUAUUUUUGUGUGUGUUUUUUGAAAAUGUGUAAUUACAUGUACACACACACACUGCAAUGUGCCACAGCUUCACACCAGCCAAAGAGACAUUUGUUUGUCUGAAUGUUCCAGUGUGAGCAGCUCAUGCACCAGCAUGUGUGUCUGUGUGUGUGUGUGUGUGUGUGUGUGUUUGCGUGUGUGUGAGUGUGUGCGCGCGCGCACCUAUCUGGGGUUCAGAAGUGGGCCGGGAGAUGCUUAUUGAUUUAAAAAAAAAAAAAAACAACAAACAAACAAAAAAGCAGACAUUUGGAAAUGUACAUAUUUUUUUUCUUUUGAUAACUUUUAUUUUUAGCCUGAUUUAGUUUGUGCAACGGCAUGUAGUUGUUUUUUUACAUAGUGGUUUUGUAUGUACAUGAAAAUGAUUUGCAUAAAGAAAAUGAAUUAUUUACAUUUCUAUGUAAAUUAAUUUAAUAUACUAUCAUAUGUUGAUAUACUGUCAUGCUGUUGGGAGUUUUCACUACAAGAUGGACAAAGAAUGCUGGAUGUUUACUACAGGUUUCUGAUUGUGACAUUUGUAGAGGCUGUACUUCAAGCUGGUUCAAGUAGCUGGGUAGCAAAAUGUAAAACAGAAGGGAUUUAUGACUUACUGUUAACAUACUCUUUAGCUGGGAAGACAUCUGAUGUGAUUAGCAUCAGUUUUGCAUGUCAGGUUUCUUAAUGAAGUCCUGAUCUGGCACUUUUCUGAGGGUAUAAAUUGUUCAACUGUGACAAUCUGAUAGAAAUGUUCAUUUAUUUUAAACUUUAGCAUAACGCCAUCUACAUUUUCACAUAGAAACAUGAAUUCAUUUCUGCUGACAGUAACUCGGUUAAUAAUAACCCCCCCCCCCAAAAAAAAAGAUAUUUAGUUUAUUCACUUACUUUU
Molecule: messenger RNA, 3443 nt
Organism: Scatophagus argus
Lineage: Eukaryota; Metazoa; Chordata; Actinopteri; Scatophagidae
Gene: srfb
Product: serum response factor b
Exons: 8
Coding region: 428-2197 (589 amino acids)
Biological process (GO): positive regulation of transcription by RNA polymerase II
Molecular function (GO): DNA-binding transcription factor activity, RNA polymerase II-specific; RNA polymerase II cis-regulatory region sequence-specific DNA binding; protein dimerization activity
Source: RefSeq, a predicted model, not a curated record